UCUGUUUGGAUAUUUUUCUGUUCGGGAUUUCGAACGACACGAACGAGAUCAUGAGUUCCUCAUCCUACCAUGAGCAUCCUCACCACAAUCCCGAUCACUUUGUGGUAACGACUAACGCUUCUUUGCCACACGCGCAAUCCGCGGAAGACGACGACGACGAUGUCGACGCGGAAGAGGAGGAAGAUAUUUCGGAUGGCGAAGACGAUUCCAACCAUUUGCACGACGAUCAUCAACACACGGAUUCCAAGAACAUCGUCAAAAAGUUUCCGCGUAUGCAUGUGCUGCUGACCCCGCAAUACGAACCGCUCUUGGCAGCCCUUUUGGAAAACGUCGAAAACUCCGGAUGCGCAGCCAUGAUCUCUUCGGGUGCCAACUCACCCUGGCAAGUGGCCUUUGACGCAACCUUCUCGGGAAUUGCCGCGACCUUCUCGUCCAAACCCGUCGGCAAGAACCGCUGCCAAAAGUUCCGUAAGAAAACGGUCCAAAUUUGGGAAGCCAUGGAAAGAGCUAUUCGACUCGGUGAAAAAUCGGAGACGCACCCCUUGUACCGGCUCGCCAUGAAGCAGCUCGCGACCUACCGGAGUUUGGCGACGCCUACGGCGACCGGCAAACGGGGACGUCCGCGCAAAGUGGAUCAGGAAUCCUGGUUACAACAGGCCCGCCACGUUGCGGGCCUUUCGGCAUGUGUACCGGAUAUGUAUGGUACCGCGACGACGUCGACAACUACCGCCGCGUCCGUAAGCACAACCACAACACCGCGAAUGGUCGAUGCCAAUCGUGGAGUUACCUCAUCCACGGGAAAGGACGUGCACUUUGCCAAUCUCAACAACGCAAUGUUGGACGUUUGGAAAUCGAGUCUGCUACGCCUAGAAACUGCCUUGGCGAAAAAUCAAGCACCCGUCUUGCCGAGUCCCUUGCACGAACUGCACCAAAUCAAGUCUCGCACGACGAAUCCAGAAGAGCUCGAGUUGCUGGAACCACACUACCAGCAUGCGCUUGGUAAUUUUUUGACACAAGCGGCCACCCAAGCGGCGACCAGUGCGCAUCCCGCCAUGCUCCCGAGUCUACUCGAAGGAUUGGAUGCGUUGCGACAACAGGUCCCACACGAUCAGGCUACCUUGACGUCGAUUCAGUAUACGUACACGAACGUGUUGCGCACGUACUUGCAGCUCCUUCAUCCGAGUCUGCCGAACGCAGCCGCGACACCAAUGACCGCCGGUACCGACGCUCCGCUGCGCAAAAAGAAGCGCUCACUUCCUUUGGUGCCGCUCCCUGCCGACCUCGCGGCUCGGCACAAGGAUGACGAAGCCGAACGGAAUGACGUGGCUCUCCACGACGGGAACAUUCAACACCAGGACAUGAUGCUAAGCGAAGGAGAGGUUUCUCAUCACCAAAAUAGUCAAAUGCUAUAA
This is a messenger RNA of Phaeodactylum tricornutum CCAP 1055/1, 1412 nucleotides long. RefSeq lists its product with no specific name. The record is from RefSeq and is a predicted model, not a curated record. Bases 51 to 1412 code for a protein of 453 amino acids. The transcript has 2 exons. Lineage: Eukaryota; Bacillariophyta; Bacillariophyceae; Surirellales; Neidiaceae.